AUGGUGUCUUCUAUAAAUUCGGAUAUUCAGAGACUAGCGUUGCCAAAACGAUUUUCUUACCAAGAACUAGUUGCAGCCACCAAUGGAUUUGCAAAUGACGGAAGGCUAGGUCACGGAGGCUGCAAGGUUGCUGUGAAGAAAAUCUUCACGGAAUCUGAGCACUAUGAGGGAAUUUUUGUCAAUGAAGUGAAGAUAAAAAGUCGGUUGAUACAUAGAAACCUGGUGCAAUUCAUCGGAUGUCUUGAGCAAGGCGAAUGCUUACUUGUUUAUUCAUACAUGCCAAACAGCAGCCUGGAUACGCAUAUAUUUGGCUCGAAAACAACAUUGCAAUGGGAUUUCAAGUACAAGAUAGCUUUAGGCUUGGCUUCCGCUCUUCAUUAUCUACAUGAAGGUGCAGAGCAGUGCGUUCUUCAUAGGGAUAUCAAAUCAGCUAAUGUCUUGUUAGACAAAGAUUUCAGUGCUAAGCUUGGGGAUUUUGGGAUUGCCAAGCUCGUGGAUCCCCAGUUCAAGACUCAGAUAACAGGGGUGGUAGGGACUUUUGGAUACAUUGCCCCUGAAUAUGCAAACGGAGGGAGAGUCAGUAAAGAAUCUGACAUGUUUAGUUUUGGAGUUGUCGCCUUGGAACUUGCAUGUGGAAGGAGGACUUACUGUGAUGGGGGGUUUUACUUGCCAAUUGUGAGUUGGGUUUGGCAACUCUACCUUGCUGGAAAUCUUCUAUGUGUAGCUGAUGAAAGAUUGGAAGUGGAUUUUGACCGAAAUGAAAUGGAAUGCUUGUUAGUUGUUAGAUUAUGGUGCAGUCAGCCCAACAGCGAGGGAAGGCCAAAAGCCGGACAAGUGAUAAAGGUUCUUCAGCUCGAAGCACCAUUUCCGGAACUUCCACCUGAUAUGCAUGACAUUCCACUCCUGCCUCAGCACCAGUUGGUUCCUCUCAAUGAUCUUUAG
Malus domestica (apple) is the source of this 942-nucleotide messenger RNA. NCBI's taxonomy places the organism in Eukaryota, Viridiplantae, Streptophyta, Magnoliopsida, Rosales, Rosaceae. The record is from RefSeq and is a predicted model, not a curated record.